Prosopis cineraria is the source of this 1415-nucleotide messenger RNA. RefSeq names its product V-type proton ATPase subunit d2-like. Lineage: Eukaryota; Viridiplantae; Streptophyta; Magnoliopsida; Fabales; Fabaceae. The record is from RefSeq and is a predicted model, not a curated record. The coding region runs from base 146 to 1201 and encodes 351 amino acids. Gene Ontology annotation, cellular component: vacuolar proton-transporting V-type ATPase complex; proton-transporting V-type ATPase, V0 domain. The transcript has 10 exons. Gene Ontology annotation, molecular function: proton-transporting ATPase activity, rotational mechanism. Gene Ontology annotation, biological process: vacuolar acidification; vacuolar transport; proton transmembrane transport.
UUUCAUCAUUUUCUUUUUCGCCUGUUGAUUUCCUUUCUUCCCGGGGCGCGUUCUCGUUCUCGAUCCCCUGGCUUCAUUACGUCCAUCAAUUCCUGCAAUUCAACUCAGAUCUGCAACCAGCCGAUCACGUCAUCGUCUUGUGAAGAUGUACGGCUUUGAAGCUCUUACUUUCAACAUUCACGGCGGUUACCUGGAGGCUAUCGUGCGAGGACACCGUGCUGGGUUGCUGACCGCCGCCGAUUACAACAAUUUGUGUCAAUGUGAGACCCUUGACGAUAUUAAAAUGCAUCUUUCUGCUACCGAGUACUGUCCUUACCUGCAGAAUGAGCCUUCUCCAUUGCAUACAACCACAAUUGUGGAGAAAUGUACUCUUAAACUGGUGGAUGACUAUAAGCACAUGUUGUGCCAAGCCACAGAACCCGUGUCAAACUUUUUAGAGUACAUCACCUAUGGUCACAUGAUAGACAAUGUCGUUUUGAUUGUCACUGGCACGUUGCAUGAAAGAGACGUUCAAGAAUUAUUAGAGAAAUGUCAUCCACUGGGCAUGUUUGACAGCAUUGCUAGUCUAGCAGUUUCUCAGAAUAUGCGGGAGCUUUACAGGCUGGUGCUUGUGGACACUCCUCUUGCCCCAUACUUCUCUGACUGCAUUACAUCAGAGGACCUGGAUGAUAUGAACAUUGAAAUAAUGAGGAACACUCUUUAUAAGGCAUAUCUUGAAGACUUUUACAAAUUUUGUCAGAAACUUGGUGGUGCCACAUCUGAAAUCAUGUCUGAACUUCUAGCUUUUGAGGCUGAUAGAAGGGCUGUGAAUAUUACCAUAAAUAGCAUUGGUACUGAACUCACUAGAGAUGAUCGUAGGAAAUUAUACUCUAAUUUUGGUUUGCUGUACCCUUAUGGUCAUGAGGACCUUGCUGUCUGUGAAGACAUUGAUCAGGUUCGUGCAGUGAUGGAAAAAUAUCCCCCUCAUCAGUCUAUAUUUGCUAAAUUGUCGUAUGGAGAGAGGCAGAUGCUUGACAAGGCAUUCUAUGAGGAGGAGGUGAAGAGGCUUUGCUUAGCGUUUGAUCAACAGUUCCAUUAUGCUGUGUUUUUUGCAUAUAUGAGGUUAAGGGAGCAGGAGAUUCGGAACCUAAUGUGGAUUUCAGAAUGCGUUGCUCAAAAUCAAAAGUCCAGAGUACAUGAUAGUGUUGUCUUCAUAUUUUAGCUGGAAUAUGCCAAAUUAGAAAUUUUGUAUUUUAUAUUUUAAUGCAUAAUUGGCUGUAAAUCAUUGAUGGUGUUCUCCGCCUCAAUUGCCAAUGGGAUGCCGCUUCUUGUUGCCUGUUGGGAAGAUUGUUCAACAAAUAAGUAUAAUUCUAUAGUUCUAUAGCGAUCCUUUUCAAUCUGCAGGAAAGAUUAUUAUAUUUUUAUUUUGUCAAGUA